Sinocyclocheilus grahami is the source of this 1078-nucleotide messenger RNA. It is a transcript of the gene col19a1, whose product is annotated as collagen, type XIX, alpha 1. Lineage: Eukaryota; Metazoa; Chordata; Actinopteri; Cypriniformes; Cyprinidae. The transcript is spliced from 10 exons. The coding region runs from base 92 to 1078 and encodes 328 amino acids. The record is from RefSeq and is a predicted model, not a curated record.
UUUGGACCCACAGCUGCUUAAAAUGCACUAAUUAGCCAAACAGGAUUUGCCUUUGCUGUGUUUACGCUGGAAUAAUAAACUUUCUCAGCAAAUGUUUUCAAGGGGCCCUUUCUUAUGUGCCAAAGACGACAUGAUUCACUGUCUCAGAUGGACCGUUUUCAUGUGGGUCGUAAAUUCCAUUCCUUUUACUUCAGGAAUGACAGUGAAUGAGAGAAUAGAUCAUACAUGUCCACCCAUGAAGCUGGAGGAGAAGUGGCAUACCAAUGUGAACAUUCACAGAGAAUUCACAGGGUUUGAUUUAGCUGAGAGGUUUCUUCUCAGAAAAGGCACGGUGACUGACAACGGGCUGUUGUUGAGACUGGGGAGUAAACCGUUGUUUAAACCAACAGAAUCUGUGUUCCCAAAUGGACUUUCUCAUGAGUACUCCGUUAUUGCCACGUUACGGCUCAGAAAAACCACAAAGAAAGAUCGCUGGUUUGUUCUGCAGAUCUUUGAUAAAGGUGGAGAUACACAGGUGUCACUAAUAGUGGAUGGAGCUAAAAAAACAGUAGAGUUUUUGGCUCAGGGUUUUCUGAAAAACAGCCUCCUCUACGUAUUCAAGAACCGAGACCUGCACGCCCUCUUCGAUCGACAGUUUCACAAGCUUGGUGUGUCUGUCGAGAGCAAUGCGGUCUCUAUCUACCUGGACUGCAAAUUAAUUGAGCGUCAGGUGACCGCUGAAAGGUCUGGAAUGAACGUGAGCGGACGUACAUUCAUCACCACUCGAGUGGAGGAUGGACGUCCAGUGGAUAUUGAACUUCAGGAGAUUCUGAUCUUCUGUGAUGCUAGAAUAGCCGACCUGGACAGAUGCUGCGAUUCUCCUGGAGUUACGUGUGAACCUGUAGUGACCCAUAACCCCACAGCGGCCCCACUGGUCACAGGAUACUUCCACAGAAUGCUGUCCAUGCCAGCCCAGCUGCCCACCGACCGAUGCCACUGUCCUGCUCUGAAGGGGGAUCAAGGGUUUCCGGGUUUGGCAGGACAUUCUGGACAAAAGGGAGAUAAAGGAGACAUGAGAUUCAAGCCACUGCAAGAAUGA